CGAAAUUUGCAGAACAGUUCUAGGCGUAAGGUGUUGGUGAGGACGCGUCCGUGCUGAAGAAGUGGUCACCGACCAUCUCGCGUGUUUGUUUAGUUUAUGGCGUGUAAAAUCCAAUGUGCGGUUUUGUUCAAAAUUGUCAUACUGUAUGAUUAGAUCUGAAUAUUCAGCAAAUACUUCUAGGCUCCUUUGUUGUGUGAAAAAUAAUGUAGUAGUGCAAAAAACUUACAUUUGAACGAUAUGCAUAUUAGCAUUUUGAAUAUCGAUGGAUUCGCAGAUUUCGGUAAUCGAAAGUGUUCAGUAGCUGUCCAUCAUGGUUGGAUCUGGUUAUAGACCAAAUAUUAAUUAUUAACUGAUGAUUUUCCCACUGAAGCGGCUUCUCUUCGCCGCUUUUUGGAUUUUAAAUGUGUUUGCAUGGGCGAUUGAAUAUGAUAGACUGAAAGAGAUAUUAACAGAUAAUGAAUGGAAAUCUUUACUAGGUAAUCAAGAUUCACAAUACUUCAUAACCAAUCCUUCAUUUGAGAAGUUGAACAAUUCCUCGCUGUACCGACUGAUUCUUCCUGUGCCUUCAACUGGACAAAACAUAACAGUGUAUUUGUUGCAAAAUGAUAAAGUUUUGGCCAACAAUUUCGUAGUCUUAGAAACCUAUACAAAUAGAUCCAAUGUUUUAAACCAUAAUGAAAAUGACACCAACUGCCACUAUAAAGGGGAAAAUGCUGCAGUAAGCACUUGCGAAGGAAUAAGGGGUGUUAUCCACAACGACAAUAAAUUCUACCUCAUUCAACCACUACCUGCCAGAUUAAAAAAUGAAACUCAUUAUCCACACAUCCUAAUUGAAAAGCAUAGUGAUGAAGUGGAACCGAAGAAUUCAAGUAACUACGAAUGCUCUCAUAGUAAGAUUCAUGGAUAUACCAAAGAAACCUCAGCGAAAAAGCCAAACAUACAUAAAGCAAUUCGACGAAAGAGAGAGAAUUUUCCACCAGGAGCCCCAGUUUUUGUUGAAACUGCUGUUUUCGUCGAUCGAGAUCUGUUCGAUCAUAUGAGAAAUAACUUUCCAGUUGAUACAGAGAGGGAACUUAUACGUUUUGUUCUCGCAAUGGUAAAUGCGGUCCAACUGCUAUACCAUGAUCCGAGCUUAGGAAGACCAGUUAACUUUGUCCUCAAACGGCUAGAAAUACUCAAAGAAGAAGCAACAGGACUUGCGAGACCACCAGACAUCGAUCGCUUCCUGUCAAAUUUUUGUAAUUGGCAAAGAACUAAAAACCCCGUAGGAGACAAAGAGCCCCAACAUUGGGAUCAUGCCCUGAUCUUGACUGGUUUAGAUUUAUAUGUUAGGGGGAAACAUGGAAAGAUAUCCACUCAAGUUGUAGGCUUAGCACCCGUGGCUGGGAUGUGUACUUCGACCAGUAGUUGUACAGUCAACGAAGGAAGACACUUUGAAAGCGUGUAUGUUGUAGCUCAUGAAAUCGGCCAUAAUCUAGGUAUGAGACAUGAUGGUCCCCUAGCCGACAAUGAUUGUGACCCAACAAGCUAUAUAAUGUCACCAACUCUAGGAAGUGGCAAAAUAACCUGGUCAUCGUGUAGUAAGAGAUACCUUCAAAAAUUUCUCGACACUUCGCAAUCAAGAUGUUUGUUGGAUCAUGGUAGCUCAGCAGGAACAUUAGAUCAUAGUGCUGAAGGAGCACUUCCUGGAGAAAGAUUUGAUGCUAAUCAACAAUGCAUGCUGAAGUACGGUAGUGGAAGCAAACAUUCAUCUCAACAGCCAUUAGAUGAUGUUUGCAGAGACCUUCAUUGCGAGAGAGAAAGAUACACUUGGACAUCACAUCCUGCUCUAGAAGGAACCUCAUGUGGUCAUAACUUGUGGUGUAGGGGUGGAAGAUGUAUGAGUAAAGGCAUUUUCAGACAAUCUAUCUUCACUCACCAGGCUCAAAAACUUGCCGCGAAUUCUGAAAAAGUUAAUGGGGGCUGGAGUGAUUGGCGACCAUCUAGCGAUUGUGCUUCUGGUUGUCUAUUUGGGGAAGAAGGUCGAUUGAGUUCUGGAAGUAGUGGAAUUCGAAUUUCCGAAAGAUUUUGUAAUAAUCCUAGACCACUAGGUGGUGGAGCCAAUUGUGAAGGUCCUGAAAGAAAAUUCGAAGCUUGCAAUGCUGAGCAAUGUAUAAAUGUUCCUAGAUUAUCUGUUAGAGAGUUUGCAGAUCAAAUAUGUACCAGAGCUAAAGAAGUAGACGAUGAGCUUACUGGGAUAGGGAUGCAAAAAAUCACUUCAAGCUCUGACGAAGCUUGCCUGGUUUGGUGUAAGAAACGGGAUGGCGGUAUAAAAAGUAGAGGUUGGAACUUCCCUGAUGGUACCGUAUGCCAAACAAGGAGAAGUCGAUAUGGCAGGGCGAAUUACUGCGUAAGUGGAAGAUGUGAAGAAUUUGUCUGUGAUUCAUUCGAUGAAUCUCCCUUUGUUCAGAUGCCUGAUCUGUGUCCUGUAGAAAGGGAAGACAAUGAAUUGUUGUGGAAAACUGGUUUAAGAAGAAGGGACACCCCAACACAUUGGAAAAGUGCAAGCGGUUGUCAUUUCAACUGUAUUUCACCUGGUUCUGGAAUUCGAUUAGUCAUGAGCAAAGGAACACAAAGCAAGUCGAGUAUUCAGCUGUGUCAAGCUGACGAAUAUGCAUGUGGUAGGAAAAAGUCCCCAUUUCAACAUGCCUCUAUGGUUUGCAGUAAAUACAAAGAAAGAGUAAGAAGAUUAUCAGGUCUUGGGAUGCAGAUUUCUCCUGUUAUAGAAGAUCCAGAUAGACCGUGCAGAGUAGCGUGUCAAGAUGAAAAUAUCUCCCAUAGGUUUUACCUAGUCAAUGGCGAAGAGGGAUGGUUUCCCUUCGGUACUGACUGUACUCGAGGAUCGUCAGAUAAAAAAGCCUAUUGUAUCAGUGGAAAAUGCCUUGAAUUUGGUUCAGAUGGCACGCCUCUCUCAGAGAAUGAAUUCACUCUACCUCUCUUGUCGAGAACGAAAAGAUCGUUGUAUAAAAAUAGCAAUACCAGAAUUAUCGUUAAAUUGGAUCAAAAAGAACUAGAUAAUAUCGUUCAUGAUUUGAAUAGGACUAUAUCAGGUCAGGAUUACUAUAUACCCAGAAAUAAAUUCGCUAUAGACUUGGAUAAUCCGAUACAUUUCAACAUGGAUAAUGAAACAGUGAUAAGAUACGGAAACCAAGAUUAUAUAAAUUACGCUUAAUCACCUGUGUAACUGAUUAUGAUUCCUUGAAAAUAUACUGCCAGAAUUAGA
Harmonia axyridis is the source of this 3262-nucleotide messenger RNA. Its product is annotated as A disintegrin and metalloproteinase with thrombospondin motifs adt-1-like. Gene Ontology annotation, biological process: proteolysis; extracellular matrix organization. The record is from RefSeq and is a predicted model, not a curated record. The transcript is spliced from 18 exons. Gene Ontology annotation, molecular function: metalloendopeptidase activity. Lineage: Eukaryota; Metazoa; Arthropoda; Insecta; Coleoptera; Coccinellidae. Gene Ontology annotation, cellular component: extracellular matrix. The coding region runs from base 353 to 3211 and encodes 952 amino acids.